Carya illinoinensis is the source of this 2682-nucleotide messenger RNA. Its product is annotated as oligopeptide transporter 1-like. The transcript has 7 exons. Gene Ontology annotation, molecular function: oligopeptide transmembrane transporter activity. The record is from RefSeq and is a predicted model, not a curated record. Gene Ontology annotation, biological process: transmembrane transport. The coding region runs from base 84 to 2354 and encodes 756 amino acids. NCBI's taxonomy places the organism in Eukaryota, Viridiplantae, Streptophyta, Magnoliopsida, Fagales, Juglandaceae.
AAGCCACUAAAAAGAGUCUUAAGACCUUUAGGCAUUUUAUUAUCGAAGCGGUAGAGCCACAGAAGGGAGAGAUAGGCAUAGCAAUGUCUGGUCACUCUGAAACCAGAGGCCCUCAAGCCAAGUCGCCUGCCGAGCAUGAACCCAAUUUCGACAUAACCAAAGCAGGGGAUGAGGAAUUCGAUGAUAGUCCAAUUGAGCAAGUGAGGCUGACGGUCCCACCCACCGAUGACCCAACACAACCGACCUUGACAUUUCGAACAUGGGUUCUUGGGAUAACAUCUUGUGCCCUCCUCGCUUUUGUCAACCAAUUCUUCGGGUACCGCCAAAAUCAGCUCUACAUAUCCUCGGUGUCAGCACAAAUUCUUGUGCUCCCCAUAGGGAAGCUAAUGGCUGCAUGGCUUCCAUCAAAGCCAAUACCAAUCCCCCUCACAAAGUGGUCCUUCUCAUUGAACCCGGGGCCAUUCAAUCUGAAAGAACACGUUUUGAUCACCAUCUUUGCCGGUUCUGGAGCCGGUGGAGUGUACGCAGUUUAUAUUUUAUCCAGUGUCAAGGCUUUCUACCACAGGGAUAUCCAUCCAGCUGCAGCCUUUUUGUUGGUACAAACUACUCAGAUGCUUGGGUAUGGAUGGGCUGGACUUUUUAGGAAGUACCUUAUUGACUCGCCUUAUAUGUGGUGGCCUGCAAACCUGGUCCAGGUCUCUCUAUUCAGGGCAUUGCAUGAAAAGGAAAAGAGACCCAAGGGAGGACUUACAAGACUACAAUUCUUCUUCCUGGUAUUUGUAGUUGGCUUUGCUUACUACCUCAUCCCGAGCUAUCUUUUCCCUUCAAUAUCAGCACUUUCCUUCGUUUGUUGGAUCUGGAAGGACUCCAUCACUGCCCAACAGAUUGGUGGAGGCAUCCAUGGCCUUGGAGUAGGCUCAAUUGGCCUUGACUGGUCUACUGUAGCUGGCUUCUUGGGCAGCCCUUUAGCCUAUCCGGGGUUUGCCAUCGUCAAUACUUUAGUGGGAUUUUUCUUGGUUGUCUACAUCAUUAACCCGAUUGCUUAUUGGAGCAAUGCAUAUGAUGCUAAAAAGUUCCCAAUAUUUUCCUCCCACACUUUCGACCAUACUGGUCAACCUUACAACUUAUCCAGAGUUCUGAAUUCCAAGACUUUCGAUAUUGAUUACGAGGGUUAUAAUAGUUACAGCAAACUUUAUCUAAGUGUCUUUUUUGCCUUCACCUACGGGUUGAGCUUUGCUACUCUAACAGCUACUAUUUCACACGUUGCCCUCUUCCAUGGAAGCGAAAUUUGGCAACUGUGGAAAAGGACUGCACUCGCAGCAAAAGAUAAUUUAUCGGACGUGCAUACAAGGCUGAUGAAGAAGAAUUAUGAACAAGUACCUCAAUGGUGGUUUCAUAUCAUCUUAAUUGCGAUGGUGGCUCUUUCCUUAUAUACUUGUGAAGGUUUUCACAAACAGGUCCAACUCCCGUGGUGGGGGCUCUUACUCGCUUGCGGGAUUGCGCUAUUUUUCACAUUACCCAUUGGAAUAAUUCAGGCAACAACAAACCAGCAACCAGGGCUAAACGUGAUUACAGAGUUGGUCAUUGGGUAUAUAUAUCCAGGAAAGCCUCUUGCUAAUGUGGCUUUCAAGACUUAUGGCUAUAUUAGCAUGGCACAAGCACUCACGUUUCUUAAUGACUUCAAAUUGGGUCACUAUAUGAAGAUCCCUCCAAAAUCCAUGUUCAUUGUACAGUUAGUAGGAACGUUGGUUGCUUCAAGUGUCUACUUCGGCACCGCAUGGUGGCUUCUUACGACUGUCGAGCACAUCUGUGACGUAUCAAUGUUGCCAGAGGGAAGUCCAUGGACAUGCCCUGGAGAUGAGGUUUUCUACAAUGCUUCCAUUAUAUGGGGAAUCAUAGGCCCUCUCAGAAUGUUUGGAAGUGAGGGUAUUUACCCAGGGAUGAACUGGUUUUUCCUUAUCGGCUUGCUGUCCCCUAUUCCAGGCUGGCUGCUCUCCCGCAAAUACCCCAACCAAAAGUGGCUUAGGCUCAUAAACAUGCCUAUCCUGCUUGGAGCUACAUCUGGAAUGCCACCAACAAGAGCAGUGAACUAUUGGGCUUGGGGAGCAGUUGGAAUUUUCUUCAAUUUCUAUGUCUACAAAAAGUUCAAAGGAUGGUGGGCAAGGCAUAACUACAUCUUAUCUGCUGCUUUGGAUGCUGGGGUUGCCUUUAUGGGAAUUAUCAUUUUCUUCGCCCUUCAAUCCAAGGAUAUCAACGGUCCACAAUGGUGGGGUCUGGACAUGGAUGACCAUUGUCCAUUAGCUUCAUGCCCCACAGCACCUGGGGUUGCGAUUGAGGGUUGCCCUGUUCUUUGAGAUACUUCUUAAGGAAAGGAAAUAUCAAAAGCAUAUGGCUUAUGUCUUCUCUUGCACACAUGAUGUUCCAUUCCAGGUCCGCCAAUGCUGACGAACGUUGAAGAUGAAGUAGUAAUAAAGUUCAUUAAUUUGAAAUUAGUUUCUUAAUAUAGGGAGGUAAGGCAUUGUACAGGAUCACUCCUUUUUUCCAUCCUUUUGUAAUUAAAUUAUUGUUAUUAUUAUUAGAUUACUUAUAUCUGGUUUUUAGAUGGACAUUCAAGAAUGUGAAUUUGCGCAUAUGACAGAAUAUUUAUUUGGUAUGGAAUACAAUUGAAAGGUUUAGUGGGAA